Penicillium atrosanguineum is the source of this 1050-nucleotide messenger RNA. RefSeq names its product class I SAM-dependent methyltransferase. Gene Ontology annotation, molecular function: methyltransferase activity. The record is from RefSeq and is a predicted model, not a curated record. The coding region runs from base 1 to 1050 and encodes 349 amino acids. Lineage: Eukaryota; Fungi; Ascomycota; Eurotiomycetes; Eurotiales; Aspergillaceae. The transcript has 8 exons.
AUGGCGUCAGCGUCGGAAUCUGAAUUAACGGCUGCUCAACAGCUUCAGGUGCCGGGAGAGGGGGCCACGGCAAAUAACCCGCACAGAAUUCAAAUUGAUUCUGAGGACGAAAGCUGCGAAUUUGACAUGGAUUUUGCCGACAUUAAAUCGUUAUCUUCAAGUGUUCUUGAAUAUGAAUAUGAAAACGGCCGGCGAUAUCACAGUAACCGCGCAGGCAAUUACAUGAUGCCAAAUGAUGAAGAAGAACAAGAUCGAAUGGACUUGACAACAAUGAAGGCCCACCAUAUAUGGCUCAUGUUAAUGAAAGGCGAACUCCACAAAGCUCCAAUAGUAAACCCCCAAAACAUUCUAGACCUCGGAACUGGAACAGGAAUAUGGGCCCUUGACAUCGCAGAAAAAUUCCCCCAAGCCCACGUCAUCGGCAACGACAUAAGUCCAAUCCAACCAAGCUGGACCCUUCCCAACGUGGAAUUCAUAGUCGAAAAUAUAGAAGACGCCUGGCUCUACAAACCCAACCACUUCGACUUCAUCCAUGCCCGCCUCCUAGCAGGUAGCAUAGCCGACUGGCCCGCCUUUCUCAAAACAAUAUACACCCACAUCCGACCAGGCGGAUACUUUGAAAUCCAAGAAUCCGCCGUUUGGGCCUGGAGCGACGACGGCUCGCUGAAAGCCGACUCACCGCUGUUUCAGUAUGUGCAGGCUCUGGACGCAGCGGGACAUGCAAUAGGCAGGGAGUUGAAUAUUUAUUAUAAGUUGCGUGAUUGGUUGGUGGAGACGGGGUUUGAGGAUGUGCAGCAGUAUACUUAUCUGUUGCCUUAUUCGCCUUGGCCAAGGGAUCCGUAUCUGAAGGAGAUUGGGAAGUUCCAGGCGGCGCAGGUUAAUCAGGCGGUUGAGGCUUAUGGGUUGAGGUUGUUGACGCAGGUUCUUGGGUGGGGGGCUGAACCGAGUAGGAUUUUUCAGGCUUUGGUUAAGAAGCAGCUGAUGGUUCGGGAGUUGCAUGCUUAUGUUAAGGAGGUUGUUGUUUACGGGAGGAAGCCUCUCAAUGUAUGA